GCUGGCCCGCGUCCGCCGGUGGUCAGCGGCGUGGACCGGAGGACGCGCGGUCCCCCUUCGACCCGCCGCGAUGUGGAAGCUGAGCCGGAGCCGGGUGCUUCUGGACGAGCCCCCGGAGGAGGAAGACGGUCCGCGGGGGGCGCCGCCGCCCGCAACUGCCGCCGCCCCGGAGCAGGUGAAGGAGCGGGCAGCGGGCGCGCAGGUUCAGGGAGCAGGUUUCCGAGGCUGGAAAGAAGUAACUUCUCUGUUUAGUAAAGACGACGAACAACAUCUGCUCGAGAGAUGCAAAUCUCCCAAAUCCAAAGUAACUAACUUACGACUAAAAGAAGAGUUGAAGGCAGAAAAGAAGUCUGGAUUUUGGGACAGUUUGGUUUUAAAACAGAACAACCAGUCUCGAAAACCAGAUGAGAUGGAAGGUUGGGAGCCCCCCCAACUUGGUUCUGAAGAUGUGGUGGCUGAUGUGGAUGCUGCUCACCCUGACUUGGGGAGUAGCUACUCACCCUGGCCUGGCUGGGAGGGUGACACCAAGGCCUCUAGCAAGUACACCAGCCUGUCCAGCUCAGCCAGCAGCUCCCGCUGGAGUCUCCGGUCGGCAGGGAAAUUGGUCAGCAUUCGGCGGCACAGUAAGGGCCAACUGACGGACACGGUGGAGGACAUGGAGUGAGCGGAGGAGCCAUGUUACUCUUGUCUCGCCUUUAGUUUAGGGUUUGCUGGGCCUGAUGGCCCUCUGCUAGCAUACCAUUAAGUUAUCCAGCCUUCCUGCAUUCCAGAAGCCCACUGAGUGCCUGUGAGUCACACUGGAAACCACAUGUGCUGUGGCUCCUGGUGGCCUUUGGUUGCCUUACCUUGGUCCUGUCCAUAUCUGCUGAAACAGGGCAUAUGUGUCUUUUAUGCUGUCGAGUGAAAUAGAGAAACGACUUGGUGUCUCCAGAAAGUGAAGCUGGCCUUGGACCUAUGGCCUUCUCCCUGCAUGUGACACAGAUGCUGCUUGACUUGCAAAUGAGGUGGCAGAGGAGUCCUCUCCUGUUGCCAGAGCAUAAGACGAUUUUCCAAGGCCACAUUCAUUCUGUGUAAUCCAGAAGUUAAACUCUUCCUAUGAGAGAACAUGUAAACCAAUUAAAUGCUGGGCAGCAAAGGUUGUGUGCAGUACAGCAACAGGCCCUCGUCAUGGCCUGGUCCUGGGCUGCUGAGGAGCCACUUCUCCUGUGCCCUGGUGGUGGUAGCAAGGUUCUAGUGGGGAUUUAGUUUUGCUUUCUUGAACUUUUAGACACUGACCUUUAUUUUCUUCCAACAAUUUGCUCUCUUACUUUAGUUUACAUGUUAUAAAGAGAUGCUAUGAAAUGAGGAUAAAUCUUAGUUACUUGAUAAUUUAAAAAAUUUAAAGACACCACUAGCUUAUUCAUUGCAGGGUUAAAACUAUGUAAAAUACUAAAGUGCCUCUAUUCCUAAGUGUUUAGAAUUUCUCUGUGAAAUGCCAUUUUGUGAUUGACCUUAAGCUGGAUUAGUGAGAAGUCCUUUUUCUCCCACAGGCAGGACUCAGGUCUACUUGACUGUCUCUUGCUUGUCCUGUUUCUCUAGAAAGAUCCUUGGCAUUGUGAUACCGUGUGUCAGGCCCAAUGAAGGGUGGUGCUUAGUGGCAGGUGGUGCAAAUACUUCUUUGGUAAGGGUGGCUUGACAGAAGAGGCAUAUUAUUUUUGUUUUGUUUAAAAACAAAAGCCUCCGAUGAUGCUGUGCAUUCCCUCUCCCAGGGGAACUAGAAGCAAACCUCUCCUGUCCUUGACUUCUCCAGUGUGUUCACUGUGCCCUUUUCUGUGUUUCCCCCAACCCUGAGGUUCUACUGGGGGUAAAACAUGCAACAUAGUGGGUCAAAACAUAUCUAGAACAGAGCAGCAGACAAAUUCACUUGUCAUCCAUAGCUCUGUAUCCAUCUGUUUAUCCAUCCACCCAUGUGCCCACCCAUCCACCUUUCCUUUUGUCCAUCUAUCUGUCCUUCAAUGCAUCCAUUGUCUUUUAAAAAUAGAACAAACAGUUCAUGAACUGAGUGUUGAGAGGGGGACAUGCUUUUAAUGGUGUUCAAAUAAAAAUUUUUUUAGAGCUUGGAGUUGUGAAAUUGUGUGGAUUUUCUUUUGUAAUUGGUGGCACAGUAACUGAGUCAGGGAGUCCUAUAUACCCUCAGGCAAACAUCGAAUACAUGGUUGCAGGCCUUAGUCUUCCUAGAAGAGGCAAUGCUAUCUCCCAGCAGGAGUGGGGUGUCCACUCUGCCAUUACUAUGAAGGUGCCGAGACAGGGGGAGGGUGGGGAGGGUUACAUGUGCAUCUGUGGAUGGAGCUCUGGGAACCAGGGGCCACUGUUUGCUGUGCCUGUUCCGAGUGCCUAUGCGUGCUGUGCUAACAACCAAGGUGCAGCCGUCAUGUGCCAUGGCAGAGGUCCUCACUCUGUUCCCUCAAAAGCAAACUG
Molecule: messenger RNA, 2457 nt
Organism: Perognathus longimembris pacificus (Pacific pocket mouse)
Lineage: Eukaryota; Metazoa; Chordata; Mammalia; Rodentia; Heteromyidae
Gene: Tdrp
Product: testis development related protein
Exons: 3
Coding region: 71-664 (197 amino acids)
Biological process (GO): spermatogenesis
Cellular component (GO): nucleus; cytosol
Source: RefSeq, a predicted model, not a curated record